UGGUAUCAAAUAAUUACAUAAUAUAUAGUUGAAAUGAUUGGACUAAUUGGAUUGGUCGAGGUUGAACUAUUGAAUAACUUUAAAAUACAUUAUAUUUUAGCCACUAAGAUAUAAAAUAAUAGCAUAAUAUAUAUUAUGCUAGAGAAAAUAACUUGUUUUAGAAUGACAAACCCAUGAUGUUCAUUUGUUUUACUUAAUGGGCAAAUCUCGUGUAGGUCAGACCCAUUCAACUCUUUUAUUUUAUGGUUAGCGGUUAGCCUAUUAGAAUCCAUGCAUUCGUUUAUUGUUAAUUUUUUUUAGCAAUAAAAAGGAGUAUUAUUUUUCCCUUUUCAUAUAUAUUUUACCACCACGAAGAAAUAAAAGGACUUAAAUAAAAAAAUUGACACUCUUAGACCCGUUUAAAUCCGCUUGUGUACGGUAAGAUGACCCGUUCCACUGAGGUAAAAGAAAAAAGUUGGCACUUCCUAUUCUACCCUUCAUACAAACGCUCCUGGAGCAGAGAAUUUGAAAUGGGGGAAUAGUUUUUCCUCUAUGCUAUUAUAUGUUUUUAAUUUAAAAAAAUAUAACAAAUGUACUUAGUGUGAUUGAUUAUGAUGUUUGCUUUUCUUUAAAGUGGUUAUGGUUCAAAUUCUAGUAUGUAUCUUUUUAAUGAAUAAAAAAAAAUAAUUGUGAAUACCAAAAUGUCCUUCCUAUUUUCACUCUGAGUGCCGGAAAUUUGAAAUGGGCUUCAAGUUUUUUCAUUUGCCUUUUAUUUAUUGGGUAGAUUUUUGGUCUAUUUCCGUUUCUUUCAUCUAUUGAUUGAAAAUUAAAUUUGUGCUCCUUCCUCCUAAUGUUCAACUGAAAACACAUUUUCAAAGACAAAAGGGGUAGACUUGUCCCCCGAUUUCUCUGCUUCUCUUGCGCUGAACUCGGUCACAACUCACAGAGAUUACGAUUACGGUCUUUCUCAGGUACUAGUAAUUCACUUAUGCCUUCCAAUGUUUUUUGUUCCCAGUCCAAUUUCCCUCCGAUUUGAGUUUUUCUUCUUCUUUGGGUAUCUGCUACUGUCGACGAGAUCACUGAUUUCGUCUGCCCCGGCCUCCGCCCCUCUCGGGGAGAUUGGAUUUGAAGUGAUUUUUAGGCCUAUUUUGGAGUGUCAGUUGGAAAAACGUUGAAUUGGGAUUAACGGGGGAGUUGGAUUACAGCUCACCGAGGCUUGAUCUGCUUUCCUCCCGUUGACUGAUGUUAGGGUUUUUGUUUGAAUUUCGCCUUGUGAUUUAUAGCUGCUAGCUGAAUGAAGACUGUGGGAUGUAAAAAGUCUUUUGACUUGAGUAAAUUAUCAGCUUGUUUGUCUCCAAUUCGUUGGGAUCACCUUUUGCUUUCUCGGGGGUUUUCUCCGAGGAAGUUGAUUAUUUUCCAUCCUGACAUUUUACUUGGUCUCUGCAUGAUGUCCUUGUCAUAGCCAUGGAUGAAUUGGUUUUGCAUGUGCCGAGCUCGCACCUCAAUUUUGUAGUCAAAUUUGGUUUCUAUGAGUUUAACAGAAAGGCUUACUGGUGAAAGAUUUUUUCUUACUGUUACAGUAGAGAUGUCAUUUUGCGGACUAAGUUUCUGCUCAUCCACGGAUCUGCUUUUGGACUGAUAUGGCGUUCCUUGAAGUCUCACCUUGCUGGUUUGCUUAACCUUGAUGGAAAAGAAUCCGAGCAAGGUUGUGAUGGAUCAAGCGAAUUACGAGCAACCUUGGUAUAAUAAUGUUGAGACUAGAAAUGAGGGACCUAGUUCUACCAGCCAAAGGUUUUUGCAUGAUCCUUCGACCAACAUUAACACUAACUCGCGCCCUCCUGAUUACAACUUAUCAAUUAGAGCCAGACCUGUACUUAAUUACUCCAUUCAGACGGGUGAGGAGUUUUCCCUUGAAUUUAUGCGGGAAAGGGUGAAUCCCCAGCAGCACUUCCCUCCAAACCCAUAUGUAGAUCCUAGUAGUGGAUCUGGCUACAUGGAUUUAAAGGGUAUGCUUGGAAUGUCUAAUAAGGGGUCAGAAAGUGGGUCAGAUAUCGCAAUGGUCAACGGUGUGGAAAAAGGGCGUACACAGGACUUUGAAAGGAAGGUUAUUCCCAAACAGGAACAUGAUUCAGUACGAUCAGUGCCAAGAACCUCAUCAAGAAAUGACAGUAGGCGAGGAACUCAGAGUAAUACUUCAUCGGGGCCAUCAGAUUGUUCAUCUGUUAAGGUAAAGUUUCUCUGCAGCUUCGGUGGUACCAUUUUGCCACGCCCAAGUGAUGGAAAACUUAGAUAUGUUGGAGGUGAAACACGCAUAAUUCGGAUAAGCAAGGAUAUUUCUUGGAAAGAGCUAGUGCGGAAGACUUUGGCCAUUUGCAAUCAACCUCACACGAUAAAGUACCAGCUUCCAGGUGAAGAUCUUGAUGCGCUUGUUUCAGUAUCAUGUGAUGAGGAUCUUCAGAACAUGAUGGAGGAAUGUAGUUUACUAGAUGAUGGAGGUUCACAGAAGCCCAGGAUGUUUCUAUUUUCCAGCUAUGACUUGGAGGAUGGAACAUGUGGUCUGGGAAGUGUGGACUGUGAUUCUGAGAUACAAUAUGUUGUUGCUGUGAACGGUAUGGAUUUUGGUUCAAGGAAAAACUCCAUCAAUUUAGCAAGUGCAUCUGGAAACAACUUGGAUGAGUUACAUAGUCUCAACGUUGAAAGGGAGAAUAGUCGAGUUGCAGCUGUCACAUCCAUUCCUACCAUAUCACCUUCGGCAGUUACAAAGUCUCCCUCGGCUAUUCAAUCUUCUCAACCGGGGGCUUUGACUUCAUCCAUCCCUUUUGCACAACCUUAUCAGGGACAGAAUACCCAUCAUUUGGGUGCCAGCCAGUACCCAAUAACUUCAACUCGACCUGUGGCGAACCUGCAACAACUGGAAGGUUCUAACUCCUCUAACGCAAAGAAAUAUGCUAUCCUUAACCACCCUUCUUGCUAUGGAACAUCUGGAGAGACUUUGAUGCCUGUGCCUCUCCAUGGGCAUCCUACUAAGACAGGGGGUAUGGCUGAGGAAACUACACAGGGUGGCGCUCGUGUGCAAAAUGCAGAAGCAUCUAUCAAGGGUAACAAACUGAGAAGAGAUAGCUCUAGCCAGAAGAUACAUGAGUUAGAUGCAAUACAAAAUGCAGAUAAGGAGGCACCAAAGGAACUGAAGAUGAAACGUGAUGGCUCACUCCAUAAGAUAAAUGAAGCUGUGUCUAUACCGAAUAAUGUUCAUAAAGAGGAAGCUGCAGCUUCCAAUCCUGCAACAGAUGUAGCUUUGCCUGUCUUACCUACAAAAAGUAAUACAAGACCUCAGGAAGGUUUACAGAAUCCUAAGAAUUUAAGUGAAGGAAAGAAGAAUGCAGGGGAUGAUCAAUACUCGUCUGGUGGUUCCUUCGCCCCCCAGUCCGAGGCUGUUCUGACAGACUGUAGCUACCCUGAACAGCCUGUAGUUCCUCAACCUGUCUUUCACUCCGAGCGAUUUCCCAGAGAGCAGGCAGAAUUACAUCGCCUGUCAAAAUCUGAAGAUUCAUUUGAUCCACAGGUUCUAAUGAAUCAGGCACGUUCUAGUGUUUCUCAACUAGUCAAUGAUUCAGUUAAUAAGUUACAUGAUACUCCAGCAACGCUCAUGCCUGAACAGUCUCUCCCAUCUGCAAAAGGGCAUCAUGUAAAUCCUCAGACCAUUCAGGAUGGACUGGCUCAGUUUGAACAGUACAAGGAAUUGGCUGAUAAUAUGAGUAAACCCAGUUCUCAUGUUCCCUCAGUGAAGGAGUCAAAGUCGCAGAAGUCUGACUCUAGGCAUGUAUUCUUUAAUAGCACUGAAAAUUCAGAAACUUCUCAGUUGAAAGCCAAAAAGGAAGGUUCGGGAUUGAUGCAUCCAGAUGCAAGUGAGAUUCCGGGACCUUCCAGCAAGCACCUGGAGAGUUCUGCUAUGAGGUCAUCAGAAUUUGAUCAGUCUGAUAUAGCCGACAAUAAUAAUAUUGGCAGCAAUGCUAAGGGGCAGAUGCAACUUCCCAAACAACAGAUAGAGAACCCCGGUGGAGCUGUUUCUAAUGUGAAGUCUGCUGUCAUUGGUACUCCUGAGCAGAUUACUAUUGAUAUCAAUGAGCGUUUUUCUCGUGAUUUUUUAUCUGAUAUAUUUUCACAAGCCAAGAUCCAUGAGAAUAGCUCUACCAUUGGCCCAAUGCAUGUUGAUGGAGCUGGCUUGAGUUUGAACGUGGAGAAUCUUGAUCCAAAACGAUGGUCAUACUUUCGGAACUUGGCGCAGAAUCAAUUUUUGAGGAAGGAUGUAUCCCUUAUGGAUCAAGAUCAUCCUGCCUUUCCCCUCUCUAUGACAACUGCUGAAGGGAGCACUCCUCUUGAUUACAGCUAUCCUCCUUUUAAAACUGGUGGCAUUUCCUUGCCGGAAAUGGACCCACCCAUUAACUUUGAUGAAGACAUCCAAAAACAGAAAUCCGUUAUUGUUGGGACUCAAACACUGGACUGUAGCCAUUCUCAGCUCAAAGGCCAGGAGAGCUUACAGUUGGAUGGAAUCAACUCGAGGAUUCCAGAAUCUGAAUACGAGGAUGGAAAGUCGGAUGUAAAUAAUACUGCCGGACCACUUCUUGACAUUUCUCUUGGAGAUUUUGACAUCAGUACGCUACAGAUAAUAAAAAAUGAAGAUCUAGAAGAGUUGAGGGAAUUGGGUUCAGGAACUUUUGGGACAGUCUAUCAUGGAAAGUGGAGGGGUUCAGAUGUUGCCAUUAAGCGAAUAAAAAAGAGCUGUUUCACUGGGCGGCCAUCAGAGCAGGAAAGGCUGACAGUAGAGUUUUGGCGGGAAGCAGAUAUUCUGUCAAAACUUCAUCACCCCAAUGUCGUGGCAUUGUAUGGGGUGGUGCAGGAUGGACCAGGUGGAACACUGGCCACUGUGACAGAGUACAUGGUGAAUGGCUCUCUUAGACAUGUGCUGCUGAGCAAGGAGAGGCAUCUUGAUCGUCGUAAGAGGCUCAUUAUCGCAAUGGAUGCUGCAUUUGGAAUGGAAUACCUGCAUUCAAAGAACAUCGUGCACUUUGAUUUGAAAUGUGAUAAUUUGCUUGUCAACUUGAAAGAUCUGCUGCGACCCAUUUGCAAGGUAGGUGAUUUUGGUUUGUCAAAAAUCAAAAGGAACACAUUAGUUACUGGUGGUGUGAGGGGAACACUCCCGUGGAUGGCUCCAGAACUGCUGAACGGGAGCAGCAGUAAAGUUUCUGAAAAGGUUGAUGUAUUUUCCUUUGGUAUUGUGCUGUGGGAAAUUCUUACCGGUGAGGAACCUUAUGCCAAUAUGCAUUACGGAGCAAUUAUAGGUGGCAUUGUCAACAACACACUGAGGCCUCCCGUACCAGGCUUCUGUGAUCCGGACUGGAAAUUGCUAAUGGAGCAAUGCUGGGCACCAGAUCCUUUGGCACGCCCAGCGUUCACUGAAAUUGCCGGACGAUUGCGUGUCAUGUCUGCCGCAGCAUCUCAAACCAGACAACAGAAUCAUCAGCCUCAGAACCAGGCACAGAAGUAGGGUGCUGCACCUGCCUUCCCCUUGGUGGGUCCAUUGUCAUCGAUUCGAUGGUAAAAGAAAGAGUUGGUUUUCACUUGUUUCAUCCUCUUGUGUGCGGCACCGUCGCCCGUCAAUUGUAAGGGUUGAACUAUAGGAUGUGUGCUUAAAAGUAUUAAAAGGAAGAAGAAAAAAAGGACAGAGUGAGAGAUAAGAGAUUAGUAUUUGUGUGCAGAGAACUACUAUUUUUGGUGUCAAUAGCCAAUAGGUAUUACUGAACUUCUUAAACAGUGGGAAUUGGUCUGUACAGCUGAGAGAAUUCUGGGUCCUCGUUGUUCAUAAAGGGGAGUCUUUUAAAUGUAACUUUUUGUUGUUGUGAUUAUGUGUUCAUAAACACGAGUACCGUCCUUCUAACAGCCUAUUGUUUUUCAGUUUUGGGUUGAGUUCAUACAGGUGAUGUAGUUAAUGAUCAUACUCUUUCUUUGCUAUAGACAUGUACCUGGGCAUUGAUUAUUGACAAAAUUAAUCAAGUCGACACAAGAGAUAACUGGUUGGGUGUUGUUCUGGAAGAGAUAGGUUAUUAUUUAUGCACCCAGUCUAGUUUUAGUGUGCGUUUUGUAGGUAGGGAGAACAAUAGGGUAGCUCAUUCGGUAGCUAGAAAAACCCUCUUUUUGUAUCCGAUUAUGAGUCGCUUUUUUGAUUUCCGGGCCUGACUGGUUUCCACGAUGUAACUAUCUAUUUUUUUGAAUCAAUAUUUGAUAUCUUU
Messenger RNA from Linum trigynum, 6266 nucleotides. Lineage: Eukaryota; Viridiplantae; Streptophyta; Magnoliopsida; Malpighiales; Linaceae. The record is from the annotation of a GenBank genome assembly.